AUGACCAAGCAAUCCUCCCGGUCUGAGCCGGAGGGCUGGGUGGACGGGUUCCGACGCGCCGAGAAACCGCCCAGGAGGUUUCAGCAUUCUCCGUACAAGCAAACUCUUCCCCCAGUCAUAGCCGCCGUCGCCGGGAGCCGUGACUACGACUUGGGCGCCGCCAACAUCAAAACGGCCAACACGCUUCUUGCGAGGGAGCUGAAGGGACGACACUUGCAGAUGAUAGCAUUUGGAGGCGCUAUUGGAACCGGCCUCUUCGUAGCCUCUGGCAACUCCCUCUCCACCGGUGGGCCAGCCAGCCUUUUUCUGUCCUUCUUUAUCCAUGGCGUCUUGCAAUACAGUACAAUGCAGUCACUAGGAGAACUCUGCGUCUUAUUUCCAAUUGCUGGUUCCUUCUCCGCCUUUUCUACCAGAUUUCUUGAUCCCUCUUGGGGCUUCGCAAUGGGAUGGAACUACUGUCUGCAAUGGCUCUUCGUCCUGCCGAUGGAGAUCCUUGCAGGAGCAUAUACUAUCAACUACUGGAACGAAAAUUUGAGCAAGGCCAUCGUAAUCGCGAUCUUUCUUUCUUUAAUCACAAUUAUCAACCUCUUCGGCGUCAAGGCCUAUGGCGAGGCUGAAUUUAUUUUCUCAAUUAUUAAAAUCACUGGUGUGAUUGGUUUUAUCUUACUGGGCACAGUCAUCAACAUCGGUGGCCACCCAGACAGCGGCUACAUGGGAUGGCAGUACUGGCGCGACCCUGGUGCCUUUAAUAACGGCUUUAAGGGUUUCUGUACUGUUAUAGUCAACUCGUCUGCUGCCUUUGCCGGAACUGAACUUAUCGGCCUGGCUGCGGCCGAAGCUGCCAAUCCCAGAAAGUCCCUACCGUCAGCUAUCAAACAGGUCUUCUGGCGAAUCUCGAUCUUUUACUGCGUUUCGUUGUUACUCAUCGGACUAUUAGUCCCUUAUACCGACCCUCGUCUUUUGGGCGCGAAGAGUACCUCAGCCGCGCUUGCAAGCCCCUUCGUUAUUGCCAUCGAAAGCGCAGGGACUAAGGUCCUGCCCAGCAUUAUGAAUGUCGUCAUUUUAAUCGCUGUUAUUAGUGUUGGCAAUUCUGCUGUGUAUGGGUCCUCUCGAACCCUCCUCGCCCUCGCCGAACAGUCCCAUGCCCCUCGAAUAUUCUCCUACGUCGAUCGACAAGGCCGGCCUUUACUGGCUAUUGUACUUGCAUGUAUGAUUGGUCUCCUAGCUUUUCUGGUGGACCUGGCAGAAACAGGUAUCAUCUUCAACUGGCUCCUCUCAAUUAGCAGUCUAUGCAUGCUCUUUACCUGGGGCAGCAUCUGUCUCUGCCACAUCCGAUUUCGAAAAGCUUGGGCAUAUGCGUCUCGCCCCUUAGACCAGCUCCCAUUUCGGUCAUCAGUCGGGGUGGCCGGGUCCUGGUUCGCACUUACUGGAUUUUCCAUUAUCCUUGUUGGGCAGGUUUGGAUCGGCAUCUGGCCUCUCGACGUAUCAGACUCGCCUGGCGUUAGAGCUCAGGCUUUCUUCCUCCGCGCCAUGGCGUUUCCUGUUAUCCUAGCAUCCUACGGCGCCCAUAAACUAUGGUUUCGGACGCAGGUCGUCCGGAUUGCCAAGAUGGACAUUACCACAGGUCGGCGGUAUUCCCGAGUUCACAUCCUUACUGAGCAAGAACGGAGUGAGCAGCUUGCUUGGCCACGCUGGAAAAAGCUCUAUCGCUUUCUCUGUUGA
Ilyonectria robusta is the source of this 1722-nucleotide messenger RNA. Its product is annotated as amino acid permease/ SLC12A domain-containing protein. Lineage: Eukaryota; Fungi; Ascomycota; Sordariomycetes; Hypocreales; Nectriaceae. Gene Ontology annotation, biological process: amino acid transmembrane transport. Gene Ontology annotation, cellular component: membrane. Bases 1 to 1722 code for a protein of 573 amino acids. The transcript has 5 exons. The record is from RefSeq and is a predicted model, not a curated record. Gene Ontology annotation, molecular function: amino acid transmembrane transporter activity.